AGUUUUGGAACCCAACCCUAUGGAGAAGUAGUAGUACUACGUGGUAACAUGAUUGAUGCGUGUCCGUGGUGUCGACCAGCCUUGAAAAUGGAUUCGCAUGAAGGCUUUUGGUAGAUACGUCAACAGUAAAUGGCUGAUCAUGCCAAGCGAACACGAGGCGUGGGAAUUUCGAAACUGCGGAAAUACCUGUCGGUGACUGGCUUCAGUCAAGGAACUUACCUUUUCUUCAGAUCGUCGAUGACCCGGCGUUAUCUUCGAUAUAUUUUACCAUCGAGGACGCGUCAUGCCAACUACAGACAGUUUUUAACAACUUUCGCAGAAAAUAAAAAGAGAAGGAAAAAAUAGCAAAAAAAGAAAGCAACCUUCACAUCAUUCAUGGCGGAUGUGCCGCAGCGUGUACAUACAAAAUACGAGAAAGUGUUUUGAACCAGUUCAGCAUUGACCCUGAAAGAAAUGUAACAAAAAUCAGCCAGUCACACGAUGCAGGAGGACUUUUUCCCCGCGGCUGAAAAAAUACUUUCUGACAUCGAGAUUGUGUUGCAGAAGGAUCCGAAUCUGAUCGGCUUCGAAAUAAUACCUGCGGUGGACAACGAGAACAAAUCACCAGUGCUUCAUGCUGAUAAUUCUCUAGGCCUAGCAUCAUGGAGUGUGAAACCGCUAUACCGUUACACAUACAAUCGACUGCUCGAAUUGCGUCAGAAUCGCAAUAAAAGGGAGGAUCCGAGUACUGUUUCUCGAUGGCUACUAGGUGCAUUGUUGUUGAAUCCUGACGUAACAACGUUUUGGAACAUGCGGCGAGAACUUGUGAGGAAUGGAAGACUUGAGUGGAAAGGUGAACUACACUUCGUUGCGGUUGUUCUGUACUACAAAGCAAAAUGCUUCGAAGCGUUCGCUUACAGGCGUUGGCUUCUCCAAUUCGCGUUUAGUAGUGCUAACACACUUGAAACGUUGGAUGUUGAAAGACUGCUGAAAAACGAAGUGGACAUUUCCUCGAUGUCCGCUGAUAGAUACGCAAACAACUAUCACGCCUGGAAUCAUCGCGAGUACAUUGUUACCACCUUCGCCAUAUAUUCUCCAUGUACUUUUGCCUCAUUUUUAGAGUCAGAAUGGCUGACUUCGGGAAAAUGGUGCAGUCUCCACAUAUCCGACUACAGCGGGUUUGCUUAUCGACAAUUUUUGAUGAAGAAGCUUCUCCAGGCUGAUGACGAAUUCACUCAUAUAACCAGGCAAGAAAUGAAAUUCAGGGAAACCAUCGCCAAAUUUGUUAAACUUGAAGAUACCGCUCAUAUUUUGACUGCUCCAUGUUAUCAAGUUUUAAACUAUUUGCACGCCACCCCUGGUCACCAAAAUCGCCACAACACUGACUAUCUUUCUAUCCUCACCGGUCUCUCAUAUUGGGCUGAAGAAUGUAUGUUCAACGAAGAAUUGCUCAAUCUCUAUCCAGGUCAUGAGUCUUUUUGGUAUCACAGAAGGUUUCUUUCUCAUCUCUUGGUUGUCAUGAGCAAGUCAUACGAGAGAUAUUCUUAUUAUAAAACAGAACUGAUCGAUAAAAAUUUACACCGACUUUUGGGCGGUGAAGGAGACGGAUCUGAAACUCUGGAAUUUCACCGCAGAGCACAGAGUCCGUUGGAAUCCGCGUACCGGAAGCGGAAUUCGGAUGUAAUUGCGAGAGCUAGAGAAGUCGGCGGUCACCAAAACAUCAUGGGCGAAAGAUUUGCUAGGUUUUUAACGAGCUCUGGUUUAGAAUUGUGAAUUUUUAAGCUGUUUCGAUUUUUCUAGGAAAAUGAUACUUAUUGAAUCUACAGUACUGGUGUACCCUUAUUGUAUGUUUAUGUAUUUGGUGUGUAACAGGCCUAUGUGAUUAAUCGAUUUAUUGUAAAACCGAUUAAUUGAUGACACGUAAAAAAGAUCAAGUAAAGCGCCGGAAAUUCAUUGGAAAACGUUUAAAUCGAUUUUUUUAAAAAGAAAUUUUUAUUUCAAGUCUACGAUUAAUUGAUUAAACGCACAGCCUUGGUGUGUAAGCUAUCCGCGUCUGAGUAAGAUUGCGUCAAUGGGGUAGUGGGUCAGCUGUUUUCAUUGCAUCUUAUACCUAUGCAGGUAUGUUCAACUUCCAUGAAAAGGUGUAGAGAAACGGUCGUUUAAUCAUAUAACGUUAUUUGAUUAUCGUGUAAUAAAGGAAAUUGCAAUUUUUGUUAAACAUGUAUGUACGUAUCUAAUUACCUUCGCUGAAUGUGGACGAAUGUUACUGUUGUGCGUAUAUUUAAAUUGUUUCAAGUUUACCAAAGUUACCUGGCCAAGGUGGUUGCCUAAGGGAUGAGCUGAUUUUAUGACUGGCAUAUUGAUAAGUUCCCUAAUCACGGUUUAUAGAUAGUAUAGAGGGUAGCCUUUAUUAGAGUUGUAUAUUUUAAAUAAACUGUAAAAAUUUAUAUGCA
Neodiprion fabricii is the source of this 2432-nucleotide messenger RNA. It is a transcript of the gene temp, whose product is annotated as protein prenyltransferase alpha subunit repeat-containing protein 1. The transcript has 3 exons. Gene Ontology annotation, cellular component: cytoplasm. Gene Ontology annotation, biological process: protein prenylation. The coding region runs from base 481 to 1752 and encodes 423 amino acids. Lineage: Eukaryota; Metazoa; Arthropoda; Insecta; Hymenoptera; Diprionidae. The record is from RefSeq and is a predicted model, not a curated record. Gene Ontology annotation, molecular function: protein prenyltransferase activity.